GUCGCCGGAAGCUGCCCAGUCAGCAGCCUCUUCCGUGUCCCCCUUUGGUCUCUCACUUUCCAAAUUCUUUUCUUUCCAUUCUGUAAGUCGGAACAGGGCAAUGGGGCACAAUGCAUAUUUUUGGAAGAAAGUGUAUCUUCAUGAACAACUUAAAUGACCCCCCGAAUUGGAACAUCCGCCCUGACUCCAGGGCUGAUGGGGGUGAUGGCAGCAGAUGGAAUUAUGCCCUGUUGGUUCCCAUGCUGGGACUGGCGGCUUUUCGUUGGAUUUGGUCUCGGGAGUCACAAAAGGAGAUAGAAAAGGAGAGAGAAGCCUAUCGCCAGAGAACAGCAGCUUUCCAGCGCGAACUGGAGGCCCAGUACCAUGCUGUCAUCUCUGAGAAUCGGCGUGCUGUGGCCCAGCUGUCCUUGGAACUGGAAAAGGAGCAAAACAGGACAGCAAGUUAUCGAGAAGCCCUUAUCUCUCAGGGCCGCAAGCUGGUAGAGGAAAAGAAGCUUCUGGAACAGGAGCGGGCUCAGGUCCUGAAAGAAAAGAGACAGUUGCAGCCACUGAGAAGUGCGUAUCUGCACUACCUGGCGCAGGAGGAUGACUGGCAGCGGCGUGCCCAGCUCCUGCUCAGGGAGUUUGAAGCCGCACUCACAGAGCGACAGAACAUCUACUGCAGCCUGCUGCUCCCCCGAAACAAGCGACUGGAGAUCGAGAAGAAUCUGCUUGUCCGUGCAGCCACUGACCCGGUUGCUACUGAGCUGGACGUUGCUACUGGCCUGACUGACAUAUUUAAGCACGACACGUAUUGUGGUGAUGUCUGGAACACCAACAAACGCCGGAAUGGGAGACUUAUGUGGCUGUAUCUCAAGUAUUGGGAACUAAUUGUUGAACUGAACAAGUUUAAGAGAGUAGAGAAAGUCAUUUUAGAGAAGUGAGAGAUUCUGAGCUGAAACCUCAGUGAUCAACGGUGGUGUCAUGCUUACCGCCCCACGUCUACCCUGUUCCCUCAAGUGCUGUUCACACGGACCUGCCACCACCCAGCACCUUCCCCAGAGCCCCCUGACUCUUGCAUAGAAGGACAAUGACCGUGAGGUGGCAGGAGGCUGGAGCUCCUUGUGAGGUUCUUCAGCUCUGAGGGUGCAGUUUCCAGAAGCAUGUCUUGAGUUGCCCAUAUUUCACCAUGCAGAGCAGGAUAACCUCCUGUCUCAACUCUAAAACUGGAGAAAGUCAAGUGCAGUCUCAUCCCUCACUGUAACUUCUUGUUUCAUCCCUCCCUAAAUAAGUUUUGUUUACUUAAAGCAUUUUUCUCCUAAAUAAAAUCUAGAAGUUGUGGGUGAUGGACAGGACUGCCUGAUGUGUCAGCAGUCAUUGUGACGUCUCAGAACUAUACCACCGAGGGAGGGAAGGGCCGGAUGUGCUUCCCUCUGACUCAAGUCUAUAUUCUCAGUUGUAUUCUGUAUUUUGGUGUGUAUUCUGACAGCACAGCACAAUAAAUUUAUCUCCCAUCCAUA
Sorex fumeus (smoky shrew) is the source of this 1499-nucleotide messenger RNA. It is a transcript of the gene CCDC127, whose product is annotated as coiled-coil domain containing 127. The record is from RefSeq and is a predicted model, not a curated record. The transcript has 3 exons. Lineage: Eukaryota; Metazoa; Chordata; Mammalia; Eulipotyphla; Soricidae. Bases 111 to 923 code for a protein of 270 amino acids.